AUGGCUUCUUUGUGCAGGCAAAUUAUCCGGGGAAAUGCCCUUAAAAGUGUUCUUUUAUCCACUGCCCGACGGGGAUAUGCUGAUAAAAUGAUGCCUGAUCCCCUCGAGCAUGCAACAGGCUUGGAAAAGAAGGAACUGUUAGCUUUGCAAUCUGGUAAUGAUGAUCCCUUCAACAUGAAGGUCUUACAGAAGGCUGCUGGUACUCGUGAUAAUCCCACACUUGUACCAUCUUGCUUUGAUGCCCGUAUUGUAGGAUGCAUAUGUGAAGAACACUCCACAUCUAUCAACUGGCUUUGGGUACACAAGGAUCAUCCCCGCCGAUGUGAAUGUGGGCACUGGUACAAAUUGAUCGAGAAGGCGCCCUUG
Brenthis ino (lesser marbled fritillary) is the source of this 366-nucleotide messenger RNA. Lineage: Eukaryota; Metazoa; Arthropoda; Insecta; Lepidoptera; Nymphalidae. The record is from the annotation of a GenBank genome assembly.